Anarrhichthys ocellatus (wolf-eel) is the source of this 3140-nucleotide messenger RNA. RefSeq names its product plakophilin 2 (gene pkp2). The record is from RefSeq and is a predicted model, not a curated record. NCBI's taxonomy places the organism in Eukaryota, Metazoa, Chordata, Actinopteri, Perciformes, Anarhichadidae. The transcript has 13 exons. Gene Ontology annotation, biological process: cell-cell adhesion; heart development; protein localization to plasma membrane. Gene Ontology annotation, molecular function: protein binding. Gene Ontology annotation, cellular component: nucleus; adherens junction; plasma membrane. The coding region runs from base 86 to 2458 and encodes 790 amino acids.
CAAAGCAGGACUGAUCAUCUAUCCGCAAGCAGUAUACCCAUCCGUGAAGCGACCAAUUUAGACCGAUUUUGGGGGUAAGUCCACGAUGGAGGAGCAGUUCUUUAAAACAGCGUUAUCUGCGCUGGACUCGUUCGUGCUGGAUGACACCAGUCUGGCUCUGCCGGCCGAGCCGACUCCAAGAUCCUCGACGACAGGGAGCUCAAAUGAGCGCAGUCAGCGCGUUCACCAGCAGGUUCAGCUCACACUGGCACGGAAAGCGAGGAAGACUGUGUCUAAUGGUAGUGUCCAUUUACAGAAAAACAUGGCAAAGAGCUUUGAUGCUACCGAUGGACUUUUACCAAACGUGAAGGUAAAUGGAUUGGGCCUCACCCACCGCUCUCCAUCAAGCAACAAUGUGCGGAGACCACCAUCGAGGAGGGUGGAAGUGUCUCCACCACCGAGCCCAGAGUUACAACGCAUUCGCUUCAAUCAUAGUGCCUCCCGCUAUGGGAUGUACACCCAUCCAGGACACAGUCACUCACACAGGACGAGCACUAUGGUGGACUACUCACUUGGAUCGGAUUCAUUUCGUCGCUAUGCCUUCUCAGAGGUGCCCAGUGGCACGCGGCCGCUCGCAUCCACAUCUGCACGCGGGACCCUCCAUCGGAGGUCACUCAGAAAGACGGCAGCAACGCAGCCUGUGAUUGCGAACGCAGCGUUUCAGCGAAGCGGUGAUUACGACUCCCGCUGGAGCAAUAACCAGACUAUCGUCAAACAGGAGAAACGCACUGUGCGGGGACAAAGUGGUGAUAAGAUGUUUGGUGCUAUCCCGGCCGAGGAGGGCUUGCCCUGGUUGGCUCAGGUCAGGAGGGAGGGGAUCCGCAGAAUGAAUUCAUACCCGCCCUCGGUCACCAGCGUGGAGGUGGACAUGGGGAGGUGGAUGGAAGUUGAAGUUCCCAUCCAGCAGAUACAUGCUCAGAAUAUCAUGACACUGUAUGCGCAGUCAGAGGUCAAUCCUCCGGAGAUGACGUUGGAGAGGGCCGUGAACCUGCUUACCCAGGAUGAUGAGGACACGCUGAUCUCUGCAGCCAGCCACAUACAGAGUCAAUGUUUCAAGAGUGCUGAUGCUAAAAAGAUGGUGUACUAUCUCCGUGGGAUUGGAAAGCUCUUGCAGCUCCUGUGCAAUGACAAUGAGGUGGUGCAGCGUGUCGCCGCUGGUGCUCUGCGCAAUGUUGUUUACCAGAGCAGCGAAAACAAGAUGGAGGUGAAGGAAAAUGAUGGCCUGGCCACCAUUUUGCGUGCACUGAAGAGCAGCCAUAAUUUGGAGACCAGACGAGAACUUACUGGUGUUUUGUGGAACCUCUCCUCUCAUGACCUUUUGAAGGAGUGUCUCUCCAAAGAGGCCUUGUUGGUCCUCACCCAGUCAGUUCUGAUACCCAGUUCUGGCAUUUUUGAGGGCGAGAACCCAAAAGACGAGCUCCUAGCUGAUGCUGAUGCUUUCCACAAUGCCACUGGCUGCCUGCGAAAUCUGAGCUCUGCUGGUCCAGAUGGCAGGAAAGCAAUGAGGGAGUGUGAGAACUUUAUUGACUCACUGGUCUACUACAUCCGUGGAGCCAUAGCUGACUAUAAAACCGAUGACAAGUCCACAGAGAACUGCGUCUGCAUCCUUCACAACCUGUCUUAUCAGGUCGAGGCCGAGCUUCCCAAGAAGUACACCUUGGAUCUUCGAAAUUCUCAACAAAACUUGGCUCCCGAGCAGAAGGUUGUUGGGUGCUUUGCUCAUCGCAGUGCCAAGAUCACAGAGCAGUUGGAGCGACAGUGCCCCCUGCUGGAGGAGAAGGCUAACCCCCGAGGCAUCGAGUGGCUGUGGAGUGCCAUCACUAUCCGCAUGUACUUGUCACUGUUGGCCCGCAGUGUGCGUCACUACACCCAGGAGGCUGCCAUCGGAGCCCUGCAGAACAUCACAGCUGGGAACGGAGCGGUGACUGAAGCCAUCGCCUUCACUAUUGUUCAACGGGAAAAUGGCCUUCAGCAUGUCAGGAAGAUGUUAGAGGAGGGAGAGAGUAAUGUGAAGAGGAUGGCCAUAUCUUUAUUAAAAAACCUCUCGCGCUACCAGGAACUGCACCCUGACAUCGUGAAGCAGGUGUUGCCAGAGGUAGUCGGGAUGCUACCCAACGACGACACCGGCACCGACCUGCCGACCGAGGUGACGGCUUCUCUGUGUCACACCCUGACUAACCUGAGUCAGAGUGACACGCAGCACGUCAGAGCCGUCGUCAACCAGGGAGCCCUCAAAAAGAUCAUCAACAUCAGCAACAAGGACAACGGUUAUGGACCAACCAGAGCGGGUCAGGCUGCUUGCGUCUUGCUGCACACCAUGUGGAAUCACAGUGAUCUCCAUGGAGCCUACAAGAAGUGUGGCUACAGGAAAGCGGAUUUCAUUAAUGCGAGGACAACAAAGGCUGUGAACGCCAGAUGAGACUGAGCCGAAGAUCUAUAGCAAAGUCAAGCUGCACCUGUUUACAACAACGGCAACAAUCAUUGGUUGCAACACUCUUCCUCCUGUAAUGGGCCGCCUACAAUAUGCCUACAUUUCCCUUAAAGGUCCCAUGAAAGGGCUUUAAAGCUGUACAAGAGCAGGAUGAUAAAGUAACGAUUUACAGAACAAUAAACUUGCUUACACAAUACGUUUCUUUGUUUAGUUCCUUAUUAGAUACAUCAGAUGCAUCUUAAUGCCGCAUUGUUAGUAAAACUGACAGAGGAAUGUAGAAACCUUUCCUGAAAAUGCAAAGUUUCUCUAAUGAAAGUGAAUGUAUUUCUUUAUGAGUGUGUAGUUUGUUUACUGCAGUGGAAGCUCAACAGUUGAGAAAACUGUUUUGUGUGUUUUGGUUUAUUUUAGCAUUUCAGGCGACACAGUAAUUGAGCAACAAGAACCACAAUAAAGAGAUUCAAAUAUUCACACUAAAGUACUCGGGAAGGAUGAAAAUCAAAUCAACAGCCUUAUUUCUGUCAAACCAAUGAACUGUUUAAUGAAUAAAUGUAUAUAAAAUGUGUUUUUUGAAUAGAAUGACGUCCUACUGUAACACACAUCAAAAACAAGCUGAUUUAUUGCCGUGUGAUUUGAUUCCUCUGAUGAAUAAACUGUUUUGAAUGAAACUUAU